Owenia fusiformis is the source of this 649-nucleotide messenger RNA. Lineage: Eukaryota; Metazoa; Annelida; Polychaeta; Sabellida; Oweniidae. The record is from the annotation of a GenBank genome assembly.
CGAUAGAAACCGGUUGUGAGGUAUAUAAAUGUUCAAAUAACAUCAAGAGCUCAUCACACAAUUCGGGAUCUUUCGAAGGAACGCUAGCCAGAACCAGAACCAGCAACUUCAACAGCUCAAGAUGAACAGUCUCGUGAUUUUAGCAGUUCUUGUGAUUGGUACCUACGGCCAGCUGAAUCAAGUAGCAGACUACGAAGGAAACCUUUUUGACUGCGAAUUCGUUGCUAGCUCAACUAGCUGCUGUAUGUUUAAGCGUUUCGACGCGGGGGAGGAUUUUGCAAUGUGCAUGGGUGGAUCAGCCUGGAACCAGGUAAAUUGCACAUGCUCGGAUGCUGAUUUGGUAGACAACUGUGACCCAGCUGUUGAUUGUGCAAGUGGUGUUUAUCAGGAAAAGGUUGACGCAAUAUGUAAAGAUGCAGCAGCUCUUGCCUCAAGCGGUGGAUGUUGUCAAAACAAUAGAGUGUAUUACCCUGUUGACGGUGUAAGCAGCAACUAUACCUUCAACGGCGAGGAAUUGGCAUGUCACCCAGUGAUGGACUUUAACGUUUCCGAGUGCGCCUGUGUUGGACUCGCCCUUAUGGAUAUGUACUUCCCAUAAUGAGUGCCAUUGGGAGACAGAUGCACCAGUAGUACCAUAAUUAGUCUGUAC